Molecule: messenger RNA, 1094 nt
Organism: Striga asiatica
Lineage: Eukaryota; Viridiplantae; Streptophyta; Magnoliopsida; Lamiales; Orobanchaceae
Source: the annotation of a GenBank genome assembly
AAAAAAUAAAAAUAAAAAAAAAAACAGUAAAUCCAAGGUAUUUUCCAUAAACCUUCGACGCAGUUCUUAUGUGCAUAGAUGCUGAUAGCGUAAUCUGCCGCGUUUGUUACAUACAGUCAUACACAUACACACAAACAUAUAUAUAACACAUUUAUAUAUUUUUUAUCAAUUUGAUAAAAGAUCCCUCGGCCCGACAAUCAGCCGACGAUCGCCUGCCUGAUUGGAAACAUGAACUUCUUCUCCAAAAAACCUACGGCCAAAGAGGCUUUAAGGGAAAGCAAGCGAGAAAUGGCGAACGCGACUAGAGGUAUUUGUGCGCAAAUUCAACCCUACCGAUGCGAAAAGAAGCUUGUUGCCGAGAUCAAGAGAACUGCUAAAACAGGGAAUGAGGCAGCAACCAAAAUUCUUGCGCGCCAGUUAAUCAGGCUUCGGCAGCAAAUUUCAAACUUACAGGGUAGUCGAGCUCAGAUGAGAGGUAUAGCGACUCACACACAGGCAAUGUCUGCCAACACUUCUGUUGCUGUUGGCAUGGAAGGUGCCAGUAAAGCUAUGGCAGCAAUGAAUAAGCAAAUGGCCCCUACGAAGCAGGCGAAGGUGAUUCAAGAAUUCCAGAAGCAAUCAGCGCAAAUGGAUAUGACUACUGAAAUGAUGUCGGAUGCCAUUGAUGAUGCUUUGGAUAAUGAUGAGGCUGAGGAUGAAACUGAAGAGCUCACAAAUCAGGUGCUGGACGAAAUCGGUGUGGACAUUGCCUCACAGUUGUCAGCUGCUCCGAAAGGAAAAAUUGCAGGGAAAAACAGCGAGAGUGCUGGCAGUUCGGGUAUUGACCAACUAGAACAGAGAUUGGCCGCCCUCAGAAAUCCAUGACAACCAAAAUCAUGUUUUACUGCUGAGAAGACAUUGGCGUUUGUGUACAUAAUUGGCUGCUACUUCCCUCAGCACAACAUUUGCAUGUUUCUUUUUCUCGUUUAUUGUUUGGUCACACUUUUUUUACUGAAUUCUUGAGAAACCAUGGACAUGUUAGUUUGAUAUUCUUGAAUGGCUUGUUGAAAUUACUUACGAAAGUCGAUAAUAAUAAUGAUAAUAAUAAUGUUGAU